Messenger RNA from Hemicordylus capensis (graceful crag lizard), 10495 nucleotides. It is a transcript of the gene RIMS3, whose product is annotated as regulating synaptic membrane exocytosis 3. The transcript has 9 exons. Gene Ontology annotation, biological process: calcium ion-regulated exocytosis of neurotransmitter; regulation of synaptic plasticity; regulation of membrane potential. Gene Ontology annotation, molecular function: transmembrane transporter binding; small GTPase binding. The record is from RefSeq and is a predicted model, not a curated record. Gene Ontology annotation, cellular component: cytoskeleton of presynaptic active zone; presynaptic membrane. NCBI's taxonomy places the organism in Eukaryota, Metazoa, Chordata, Lepidosauria, Squamata, Cordylidae. The coding region runs from base 1012 to 2064 and encodes 350 amino acids.
AAUGGCGGCGACAGGGGGGGAAGGGGAAAGCGAGAGCCCAACCGUCGCUCCUCCUCCAAGCCGCCCCCCACCCUCGCUCAACUCACCGGUCGUAUUAGCGUCCGCGUCUUCUUCUGCGCUCCGGGAGCGGCCGCAGGGGCGUCGACCCCCAGCGCGCGCGCGCGCGCCCGGCCGGACAAAACGAGGUGGGGGCGGGGAUGUGGCGGGCAGAGCAAGACGCGAGGCGGCAGUGAAACAAGAUGGCGGCAGAGACGCGACUAAGGCGGAGAGCAAGCCCCGCCCACUUUUCGCCCGCUCUACGUGCCCGAGCCCUUUCACUCCGCGGGCAGACGUCACUGCGCCGACGCGAGGCUGAGCGCUCUUCCCCCCCACCUUCGCGAGGCUGUAUCGCGAGACUUCGGAGGAGCCCACCACGGCUCCCGUCCCGUCUCGGGAGGAGAGGCAUGCUGGGAAACGUAGUUUCCCCUUGAGGCUGGCUAGUCUCCCCCACGGAAUCUGCUUUUGAACUAUAAUUCCGGGGGUGGCGCGGAUGCAAUGGGAGGAGCCGGCAGUUCGGCCCUGCGGGGGGUCGGUUUUUAAGCGUGCAGUCUCAUGCACAGAGUGCACCGAUGGUGCAUCGCAUUCCCUUGAGCGUCGUGGGACUGACUUCUGAGUAAACCAUUCGCCACUGAUGGAGAUCCCAGGAAUUCUGCAUGCAAAACGCUGAGAAGCAAAUCCCCCAAAAGGGACUUUUUAGGGGAGCAGCUCUACUUAGGAGUAAGGAGGCUCCCUCAUUGCCACGAACGAGGCUUGCAUUCUUCACUAAAACAUGCUAGGGAUGGAUCCAGCUUCAAGGAGGCAGCCCCACGCACGGCUUUACUUGCAACAUGACUCUCUUCCGGAAGGCAGACAGAACCAGCAGCCGCAGAUGACUCCCAACGAGUAAACCAAGCCCCCAGUGGCAGAAUGAGGGCAUAGACGACAGCAGCCCUCCAGUGACAGCAGCGGUGGCAGACUCUCCCAGUGCCAACAAUGGCAGAGCCAGCAAGGCAAGAAUUAUCCACACUAAACGCAGGUGAUCAAGAGGAAUCAGCCAUUCUGAGCUUCACCCUGCUCCACCCUGCUGGCGAGGUGCCAUUGAGCUCACCUCCGGCGACCAUGCUUAACGGGGAGACGAGUGCCUCCUCGGCCAGGAACGUGGUCCGCAGCUCCAGCAUCAGUGGAGAGAUGUACAACCUGGAGAAGAGCAACGGGGCCAAUGAGGAUUCCGCGAGCCUCUCGUCCAACAAGAAGAGGCGGUCCAGCCUGGGAGCCAAGAUGGUGGCUAUCGUGGGGUUGUCGCAAUGGAGCAGGAGUACAGCGCAUCUCAGCCAUCCCGAUGGUGGCCCAAAGAAGCUUCGUAGUAACAUCCGCAGAAGUACAGAGACUGGCAUUGCAGUGGAGAUGAGGAACCGGGUGACUCGGCAGGGCAGCCGGGAGUCAACCGACGGAAGCACCAACAGUAAUAGCUCCGAUGGCACGUUUAUUUUCCCCACAACCAGGCUGGGAGCCGAAAGCCAGUUUAGCGACUUCUUAGAUGGGCUGGGACCAGCACAAAUCGUAGGCCGGCAGACAUUAGCUACGCCACCCAUGGGUGAUGUCCACAUUGGGAUGAUUGAUAGGAAUGGGCAGCUGGAAGUAGAGGUGAUAGAGGCCCGGGGCCUCACUCCGAAGCUAGGAUCCAAGUCUAUUCCUGCCACCUAUGUCAAGGUUUAUCUGCUAGAAAAUGGGGCCUGCUUGGGCAAGAAGAAGACAAAGACGGCCAAGAAGACCUGUGACCCACUCUACCAUCAGGCCCUGCUUUUUGACGAGGGCCCUCAGGGCAAAGUACUACAGGUGAUUGUCUGGGGAGAUUACGGCCGCAUGGACCACAAGUGCUUCAUGGGAAUGGCCCAGAUUGUUCUAGAAGAGCUGGACCUGUCCAGCGUGGUGACGGGCUGGUACAAGCUCUUCCCCACCUCCUCGCUGGCGGACUCCACCAUCGGACCCCUAACACGUCGUCUCUCCCAGUCCUCUUUAGAGAGUACAAGUCCUUCUUGUUCUUAAGGGUGGCCAGGAGGAAGGAAGAAACCGAGGAAGGACGACGCCUGGUCCUACCACAACUUUUGGUAGCACGGUUUGUAAAUACUUCAUGUCUUUCCCUUCCACCACCCUUCCUCCUUUACUCUUGAGGAGGAAACUGCUCCCAACAGUUUUAGACGUGGCCCUCACUCACUCUAAAAAAAGGCACACAAUGUAGGAGGAGAAACUUCCAGAAUGUGGUGGGGAGAAAUUAAAAGGGGAAGAAAAGAAACCUGUGAUAAAGAAAAAGUUGACAUGACCAACUCUCACUUUAGAGACUGUUACAUCACCUCAAAUCAAAUGGCCUUUGAAAAGGAGUCAACCCAUUUCUCGUCUGUAAACACUUUGGGGAACAUCUCCAAUCAGACUCAUUUAACCCCACUGCAAGUAGCUUGCUCAUUGAAUAGGCUUUCUUCCUUCUCACCUUUGAAGGGGAAGGUAGAGCUUUUCUCUUUUUUUCUUGUUAAAAGAGAAAUUCAGUACUAAGUUGUUUUUUUUUAAAGGAAUGUAGCAUCUUCAGACAUUAUGUAGCCUGCCAUGUGGUCAUAAAUCCCUCUGCAAUACCUGUGCAGACAUCUUCCCUCCUUAAUGGGAAGUGCCUAUGAGCUAUUUCCUGUUUAAUUUCUGGGUGCAAACCUCAGAAGUGCUGAGAAAGCAAGUCGGUCACUCCCUGUUUUGUGUGUAUUGCUUGCAUAUAAGGAGAAGCAAGGCAAUUUUGCCAGAGUUGUAGAGGGAAGCAACUAUAAACGGUGCAUUUGACAUGACUGUUAAGUUUAAAUCAUCUUAAAAUCCACAUUUUCUGUGUCACCUUUUGGCAAAUUUAAUUUGUUUGCCUUCUCUUACCAAGGCAUUGGACAUCAUGUUUCUUGCAGUCUUGGGGCAUUAUUCAGUCUCCUGUCCAAGUCCACUAAAAUUAGUGGGAAUUGUGCAAGAGCUUAGCUGCGAUGCAUUCCUUCAGCCAGGCAGAAGCAAAAGACAUGAUCGUCAGAUUGUGUCACUUUUAAAGAUUAAUCUUUGCAUGUUCUGUCUUUGGGCCUGGCCCAGUUUCCAGCCCAAGAGGCAGGAGAAUCAACCACAUAAGGUGAAAAUGUAUUAAAACAGAUACAUUGGAUCACCAGGGCAAAGCUGAAUACAGCUCUUCCAAACCCCAUUGGUGGGCUAUAGGGGAAUGUUUCUCAGUAGCAGCCCCUGGAUCUCUCACAAAGGUGAGUGUGGAUCUCUCAGUCGACUAAGUGUUUUGAAAUGAAUACCUUCAAGCUGCAAUCUUGUGCAUGCUUACCUGGAGUAAGCCCCCUAGAACACAGCAGGGCUUACUUCUGUGUAAACCUGCAUAGGAAUAGGCUAUUAACUGUUUGUGUGUCUGUGUUUUUAUGUAGCAAUCUGGUCCCUAAAGCAAGGACCAGUUCUUGUAGCAAAAUUGAGAAUUAUGGAAGCUUUUAAUGAAGGUGCCUAUUGAAAUUUGCUGAAAAUACUCAGGGGAGAUACUACUGGAAAUUGUGAUUUCUUCAUUUUUUAAAAAUAACGUUGCACGUCAACUGUACCAUAGGAGCAGUAAAAGAGAAAGAUCAUGGGUCAAUGUCGAAGCAGACACAAAGUUUCUGGGUGAUUUCUACUUAACAGAUAGCUCUGGAUGUUCCCUUUUCAAUCUAUGGGUGAUGGAACUGAGAUUUUAAGAAUUAUUAGCAAGACCACAGUUUUCACAAUGAACAAAGAAAUAUUAUAUCAGAGUUCCUCUAUUAAUCCAGCCAAGAUAAACGCCUCACCACCUCAGAAGAAUGAGAUGCAGAACAAAAUAACAAAACUGUAAAAGACGCCACUACCAGUUACCUCCUGCAUUUUAAUGAAAUUUGAAGACGGAGAGUGACAUCUGCCUGAUGACUAUCUAAAGUGAUCCUGCAUCUGCCCUCAAAACAUAAGCAAUUGUGCAGCGACCCCAUUUCAGCCAUCUUUGGAUUUGAAACUUCUGGCCUCAUAAGUUUAAAGGUACUGGAUUUGCAACUUCACCAAACUGCUGAAAGACUUCAAGGACUUGAUGAAGGCCCCUUGGUCUUGCUUUUCUUCUCUCAUGCAUUUUACCCUGUGCUUGGUCUAUUGCAUCAUCUUUCAAGAUAAGCAAUAUAUUGGUUUCCAAGUUUGCAUCCAAAGCAUUCUCUUUCGCUGAUAACACAGUUAAUUUAGGAAGGACUCUAAGGAAACAAAUCAGCGAUCUCCUCUGUGUUAGGUGCAUCACCAUCCAUACUGGCUGCUUUCGCAGACUCCUACUAAUGUAUCAUCAAAUGUGGAAAUGCAUACAAGUACCAGAAUUAUUAUUUUUUAAAUGCAGCAAAGCAGGAGCUACUUUGUCUUACUCUAGUUGUGACCCACUGGUAUUGACAACAAAGAACAGUCAACAAGUCAGUCUUCUCUCUGAUGGGAAGGUGAGCAGGUCCUUGGAGUAGGCAAGCUCCCAUGUGAUCCGUUUUGUCAUGGCAUGGAAAUUAUGCACGUGUUCAGCCUUCCAAACCACACACACUGUCCUGAAUUAAUAGUGGAACGAAUCAACAUGCUUCUUGAACCUUUAAAGGUCAUGGUGAGAUUUUACUACCAAGGCCAUUGCGUAGCACAACAUUUGUUUGGGACCAAAGUAGGGAAGACCACUAAGACUUCUCUUAAAGCAGACUUUUAGGUAUCCUUGUUAGACUUAGAACAGUGAACCAGCUGGCUGGCUUAGCAAGCGACUCUGGGAGAAUGUUCAUAGCAACCUAUCGGGCAUCUAAUACUAUUGCAGUGCAACAGUUAGGUGGCCAAUGGAAUGAUAGACUCUCUUGUUGUGCCUGUCUUAGGUUUUCUUAAUGGCACUUAUGCUCUGGGAGAACAAGAGUGAGAGAAGAAAAGAAUUUGAAGUCAUCUCACCCAGAUUUCUCUUCCACUGGAAUUGAAAUAUUGCUCCUUGGCAUUGGGGCGGGGGCAAACACCCUAGAUAGUAGGAUGAUGGGGCCAUGCUCAUUGCACUGACAUGGUGAAACUGUGACACUCCUUAAAACAAUGCCAGUAGACAUGCCAAAACUGACAUGCUAUGAUCAUUGGCAGGCUAGCUUCACACUGUCGUUGGCCAUGCUUUUCAGCUACCAUGGGACUGCGACAUCAUGCAUUCACUCAGCCCACAUUUACUGCACCAACAGCAUGUUAGGGGGCGAGUUUCCAAUAGCGUAUAAAAAUAGUCACCGGCUUAGUUUAUGCAUAGGGCAUAUGCAUAUAAGGCUUAGCAUAAGGGAUUAUGCAAUCUGCAUCUUGGCAUAUGAGUCUGGGUGUGUUGUUUGGCCCAUAACAAAACUCUGAAAUGAGCCUCCUUUGCGUUUGGCACCAUCAGGAACCCACAUUGAGUAUUUAGGGGAGGAUUAAGAGUAGGGGGUGCAUUUUACCAGAUAGAACACACCAGUUUAUUUAUUCAUUAAAACAUUUAAGCUGCUUCCAAACUUAUAUGCACCAGCCGGCAUCCAAAGAAAAAUGCAAGUAUUUCUAUCCACCCAAAGGGACCUGAAAGUGGGGGGACGGCGGAAACCACACGGAAUGUUCCCAAGCUCUGGGAUGCACCUAAAAGAAGAGCCCUUUUGGAUGCCAGCCAUUGUGUUGAGUAUAACCUCAGUUCUUUUGUUUCCUUUCUAUGCAUGGAAUCAGAUAUUUCCUUAACUAGAAGACCUCUCUGUUGAACUGUUUUCCUAAAGCUUCCAAAAGAAAAAAAGGGCGGGGGGAAUACCCUCCCCAAGACCAUAGCUUGGUCUGAAGGGGAAGAUCCAAAGGACAUCUGUUGCAUGAUCUAUAUUUUUGCAACAGACAACUAGUACUGAGACAUUCCUGAGCGAGCUCAUUUUUCUGUCUUUUCCCCCUUCUGUCUCUCUAAUCUGGGAGGAUGCUAUUGAAAUAAUACAUGGCAAAAUACAUCAUAGUAUAUAGGGGACAAGGAAGUCACAAACAUGGGCUCUGUCCCUAUGCUAAGUUAAUCUCUUUGGGCAUGAUCCACUAGGAAUUCUCCUCUGCAAGCCCAUUGAAAUGAGCAAGAGCUGUGGUAGAGCACAGGAGUACUCAUCGUUCCUUGGUGGAUGGGGCCCUUGGAAUUUUAACCUGAAGCCUAGUAAAUCCAGGGCUGCAGUCCUAGGCCCAUUUGCCUGGGAGUAAGUCACACUGAACACAGGUGGGACUUACUUCCAAGUUAACAUGUGCAGGACUGCACUGCAAAUAAGUUGCAUGCUAAAGGUUGUGGUUAAAAAAGCAAACCCUCCAGGCUUUUUAAAACUUCCCGUAAGGUUCAAAAGGCUAGGGCCAGCUAUGCAGACAAGAAGUGGCAUCCAUGUCAAGGGCAUAAGCCAGGGCAUAAGCCAGAAGACGGUUUAACCUUUGGCUGCAAGCCAUUCCAGCUUGUCUUGCACUCACGGACUCUAGGGGCCACCUGGCCCAUGGUGGUGGUACUGAUGCUGUCGGAAACAACUUGGAGGCAAGCCAAUGGCUUCCCUUGUUUCAUACAAGCAGCUCCUUUUAAACGUUUUAAUGAUUCAUUACAGAGCCACAACCAAGAGAGCCCUCUAUUUUCACCAGUCUUAUCCCAACCAUAAGUGGGACCACUCUAUUGGUGGCUUCCUAUGGGGAAAGUAUAGCUAAGACAUGAAGGAUUGGGUAGUUAAUUUGCACUAUUAAUUCAAGUUAUAGGAAAUGGAUAAGGGCUGAUGGGGAAACUGGGGUCUGUGCUUAAAACAAGACCACACCCAGCAUGUGUUUGGAAAGAGAAACACAAUGGUUAAAUCCUGGCCCAAUACUGUUAACAAAUGGUGGGAAGCCAGCUAUCCCAGUGGAGCAUCAGCUACUGGUUGUAUACCUCAUGAUUUUACGACUGGUGUUCAGCAGCAGCUCAUCCCAACAAGCCAGUGGAGCUGGGCUCUAAAGGAGGCCCAGGUGCCUCUCCUUCCCGGAGUGCCGUUUGCUCCUCUCUCUCCCAUCUCACUCCACCCCCAGCCUUAAUGAGAGCUGUGCUGCCAGGAGGCAGAGCUGCACAGUUAAGCUGCUGAAUGGCCAGCCUGCAGGCAGCACAGGGUGGGGGAGAGAGGAGCAAACAGAGCUCUGGGAAGGAGAGGCAGCCGGGCCUCCCUUGGAAGCUCCCUGGCUUGUUACCAUGAGAUGCUCUUGCACAGAUUAUAUGUUGCAACUUGUUUUACGUGUUUGACUGGUAAAGGCAACAGUUGCGAGAGGAAAGCAGUGGUGAUGGAGCUCCACUAAUGCAUCUCUUCCCCUAGUCAUGUUUUUGCCUCUUGUGGGAUAAAACUGCAGAUCUCCAAAUUUGCGCCACGAGGGAUGAAAAAUGUCAAGCCAGAAUAGCCCUGGGUUUUUAAGGCUGCAACAAUUAAUAAGCUCAUCCGUUGUACUAACAAAUCAAAAAUCUUUCAUCAACUGAAAAGGUGCUGUCUUAGAAGAGGCGUCCCCCACUUUUCGCUCGCGCAUACGGGAAUGCCACUUCUGUGAUGAUGUGUCAUCUACAAAUGAAAAAUGCUUUUGCUUCAGAAUGCUUGGUUUUGCUCAUAUGCAAAAGGAGCUUAAGCUCUUAAGAUUAUUCCCCUAAAACUAAUCAGAUGACAGCCCUAUUUUCUCUGACAAGAGAUGCAUUUCAUCUUUUUGUUUCACCUAAAAUAUACUUUGGUCCAAUGACCAGCCCUGGGCUGGAGUCUUGGAGUUAGACAACUCCAGAUUCAGAAAGCCACUCUGCCCUCCAGCUCCCUGUGCAAGCUCCAGCCAGUCGCUCUCUUUUAACCUAACCUACCUGGCAGCAUUGUUCUAAAGAUAAGCAGGUGUGGAAGGACACGCAGACUGCUAUGAGCUCCCUAAAAGAAAGCCGGGAUAAAAAUACAAUGAAAUUUACAAUGAAAGUGAAACGAUGUUGUUCAAGAAUGAAGAGAUCUGCCACCUGAUCUAGCCAUCGUCUGAAAUCACAGAAUCCACACUGAAGUCGCUGCUGAAGGCCUUAUAAAAAGCAUUUCCUAUUUCAAAGCUUUUCCAGAAUUUUUUUUUUAAAGAAGCCUCAGAAAUGUUGAUUUUGUGCGGGUGGGUGGGGGAGUAUGUGGGGGCAAGAGAUAUGUAUUAAUUGAGAUUGUGUUGUUUAUAAGUAAGGGAUCUGUUUCCAUGUUUGGGACGGGGCGGGGGGGGAGGGAGGGGAAGGGAGAGAUGUUUGUUAGUGACUAGACAUUCCAAGCACUUGCUGGAAUGGAAGAUUGUAGUAGUCCGAUAUUCAUAGCAAGGACCUCAAAGCAAUGCUUGCCUGAUGCCAGAGAUGAAGGAGGACACCUUGUUCUCUCUGGGCAUUUGGUGCAAUAGUCUCUCCCGAGAUGGAGCAACCAGGUCUUCGCUCCGGAGUGUUCGCACUUUGAUGUUGGUGGCCUUCUGUUUUGUCGUUUCCUCUCCAUAAAGGGCUUAUCUCCAUGUCCUUCGAAGACGAACAGGAACUAAACGAAAAUUCUUCACUUCCUUGUCAGUUUCUUAUCCCGCCCCAACCCCACUUUAACACACACAUAAUCAAACUUCUAGUACAAAGGUGAUCGAAGUUGGGGUUCUCAGGUGCUGUUGGACUACAACUCCCAUCAUCCCCACCACCGUGACCUUCCGCCAUUGUGGCAGGGGACAAUGGCAACUGAAGUCCUGCAAUCUAGCACAUUAGCACACAUGGCUCACUGUGACCGCACCCAAAUUCCCAGAGUCUGUCGCUGAAAACUGAAGGCCAGGUUCUCUCAAAAUUGGACUGGGCCUGCCACAGUUCUGGAACUGGAGUCCUGACAGAGCAGGGUUGCCAGCCUGUGGUCCUCCAGAUCCUGUUGGACCACAACUCCCAUCAUUCGCCACCACAAAAUAAAUUCUGGCUGGGGUUGAUGGGAGUCGUAGUCCCACAGCAGCUAGAGAGCCUCCCGUUGGCCAACCCUGCACUAAAGCACAAGAUCAUGGGUGUCUGCAGAUUUUUUUUCAAGAGGCAGCAAAGGCUACAACCCUAUGGCUGUUUAUCUGGGAAUAAGCCCCAUUGAAUUCUGGGGCUGGCUCAGUCUGGCGGGGGUGGGUGGGCAACCCCACCCAUCCGUGCAUGAGAUUCUUCAAUCUUGAUUUAGAAACUCUGCCUGCCGUCAUUCCUUCUAAGAGUCUCCUGCCGCCGUCCAAAGGAAGGAACUGUGUGGGUCGGGGCUUUUUGCGCAAAGCAGGUGCGACACAUGGGUGCCAGCUCACGCCUAGGACAGUUAGACAGCAGCAUUCUGUACUAGCUUGAUGUUUCGGAACCCUUUUGGAGGGCGUCUCUGGUAACUGGGAAGUCACCGCCCCUGACCCAUGUAGUUCUUUCCGUGAGCAGAGCCGCACUAGGUCCGGCCAUGCCUAUGCCACUUUGGUAAUCUGUAGAUGGGCCCAUAAUCUGCGGCCAAGAGACGAAGAGCAGUUUUUAAAAGGCGAAGGGCUAGAAGCUUUCAGCUAAUUUCAAAUGUGGCGAGGAGAAGGGUGACAAAGUCCUAAUGAACUCUGCAGGGUGUGUGUCCGUGUGUCAGAGGAGGCACAGCUGUCUCUCCUUCCUGGAGCUCCCUUUGCUGCUCUCUCUCCUGCCCAGUUAACUGCACAGCUCUACCUGAUGAACGGCCAGCCUGCAGGUAGCACAGCUCUCAUUAACACUGGGGUUGGGCGGGAAAGAGGGAAGCAAACAGAACUCCAGGAAGGAGAGAGAGAGAGUUGUGCCUUCUGGUUGUACCCUGCACCCCACCCCAGCUUCUUAGGAUGAGUUGGCCCUGGUGACAUCCUAAGCAAAGAGGGAAAGUUUUAAGCAAGCGGAGACAUGGUGGAUCAUUUGCGGCAGGAAGGUGGCCAAUAAGGAGAUGGCCAGGGUCAUUUUCACAAGAACACAGAUAAGGUUUCUAAAUUGAUUGUUUUAAAAAAUUGCCAAGUCAGCCCAAUGCUAUGGUCAACCUGCCUUUAAAAUCCAUGGUACCUGGGUGCCAUGAAAGCUCAUGAUGUAUUUUUUGCUUUAAAGGACAGAUUUGUACUCAAUAUGAAGAUAAAAGAAAACCCUAUAAAUGGGAUCAAAUUAAGAAUUAAGAAUGCCCAGUCACAUUGAGCAUAAGAAGGGGAUGGGCAGUGGAUAGAGUGGUUUCAAAUGAACCAAGAACUCAACGGCAAUUUUCUACUUGCGCUCUGUAAUGGUUUAUAUGUGGCGUGGUCUUUCCUAAACGUAAAACUCUUGUAUUUUUCUGUGGUUUAUAUGCAGCAGGACUGACCGCUUUGUAAAAUAUUAUUGCCAAGUUUUUUCCUCUUUCCAAAGGAGACAAGAUGGAUUUUAAAAAAAAGUUGAUGUUUCUCCAUUUGGCUUGUUAACUGCAUGUACAGUAUUUGGGCAGCAAAUGAAGAUGAUUAAAGCCAGUUUUGAAAACUG